AAUAACUUACACUUUACAAGAAUUUUCUCUUAUCAUCUUCCUUUCCUCUUACUAUUAAAAUUCUUGAGAGUUGGAGUAAAAAGUGGAGACUUGAUUGAAAUCUCCGUUGUAUUACCUUAUCCCCUUCCCCACUACUCCUCCACCACCGCCACCGUUUCCUCGCCGGAAACACACCCAGAACCUCCGGCGAGCGGACUUCGGCUGAACAAUGUCUUCAGUUUCAUGUCUUUCCCUUCAAACCACUCAAAAGACUCUAUUUUUCCGCCCGAAUUCAUUGGCCAAGAACUCAAUUUCCUUAAAGAACCCUUCUUUUUCUCCUGUUGCAAGAGGGUUUUCAAGAAUCGCAAAGGAUGCUAAGGGGGGCUCUCUGCGUGCUCUUGCUUGCUCAACGUCAUCGCCUUUCAUAGGGAAAGUUGGGCUGCACAAACGAGAGGGGAAUUUUUCUUUGCUGUCUUUUGGUUUGGACCCCAAGGUCUCUGUGGAGGCGGAAGUGAAGUCUGAUGCUUCUCAACUUUUGUCGGCUCUGCUUCCGUUUGUGGUGGCGCUCACGGCUGUUGCUGCCCUUUCCAAGCCUUCGACUUUCACUUGGGUGUCGAAGGAAUUGUAUGCUCCUGCACUUGGAGGCAUUAUGUUGUCCAUUGGAAUCAAACUCUCAAUCGAUGAUUUUGCUCUAGCAUUUAAAAGACCUGUGCCAUUGUUCAUCGGAUUUAUUGCUCAAUAUGUGUUGAAACCAGCACUUGGGGUUUUUGUGGCACGGGCUUUUGGGAUAUCUCCGAUGUUCUAUGCUGGUUUUGUCCUGACUUCAUGUGUUGCAGGGGCUCAACUAUCUAGCUAUGGCAGCUUCUUGAGUAAAGGAGAUGUGGCCUUAAGCAUUCUUUUGACCAGCUCAUCGACCAUUGCCUCAGUUCUUGUUACUCCUCUGUUAACAGGCCUUCUCAUUGGCUCUGUCGUUCCAGUUGAUGCCGUUGCUAUGUCAAAAUCUAUUUUGCAGGUGGUUCUUGCUCCUGUCACUCUUGGUUUGGUGCUAAACUCUUAUGCCAAACCAUUUGUAUCUAUUCUACAACCUGUUAUGCCGUUUGUUGCAAUGGUGUGUACUUCAUUGUGUAUUGGGAGCCCUCUUGCUAUCAACAGGAGCCAAAUCCUUUCGGCUGAGGGUCUGAGAUUAAUUGGUCCGGUGCUAUCAUUUCACGCAGUAGCAUUUACGUUGGGCUAUUGGAUCUCCAAAAUGCAACCUCUGAGGUUAGAGGAAGAAGUUUGCAGGACAAUUUCAUUGUGCACAGGGAUGCAAAGCUCAACGCUAGCAGGACUUCUUGCGAGUCAGUUUCUGGGCAGCACUCAAGCCGUUCCCCCUGCUUGCUCAGUUGUCGCCAUGGCCAUCAUGGGCCUCUGCCUGGCAUCCUUCUGGGGCAGUGGAUAUAGAAUCAGAGACUUGCCAUCUCUUCUAGCUCCAAGAGCUGGCUCGAAAGUAAACAUUUAACGGGCUACUGUUUUUUCGUACGUGGAAAUAUAUGACAGGUAUAGUUCAGCAUAUACGGGAGUAGAGUAAUAGAUACAGGCGGGGGGAAUA
Messenger RNA from Sesamum indicum (sesame), 1567 nucleotides. RefSeq names its product Sodium Bile acid symporter family. NCBI's taxonomy places the organism in Eukaryota, Viridiplantae, Streptophyta, Magnoliopsida, Lamiales, Pedaliaceae. Gene Ontology annotation, cellular component: membrane. The record is from RefSeq and is a predicted model, not a curated record.